AUGUCUAGGAUUGCCAGCAGAGACAUUGAUCGACAGGUACGUGACAGUGGGUGCGUACAGUCUUCUGAGAUCAUGUACCAUCGAACCAGAGUGCAUCAUCGGGCAACACUCGAUACUAAUGGAAGGUUCGCUGGUCGAGACUCGCUCAAUCCUGGAAGCUGGUUCGGUUGUGCCACCAGGAAGAAGGAUCCCAUCAGGUGA
Messenger RNA from Thlaspi arvense, 201 nucleotides. The record is from the annotation of a GenBank genome assembly. NCBI's taxonomy places the organism in Eukaryota, Viridiplantae, Streptophyta, Magnoliopsida, Brassicales, Brassicaceae.